Messenger RNA from Colletes gigas, 909 nucleotides. RefSeq names its product UDP-N-acetylglucosamine--peptide N-acetylglucosaminyltransferase GtfA subunit-like. NCBI's taxonomy places the organism in Eukaryota, Metazoa, Arthropoda, Insecta, Hymenoptera, Colletidae. The record is from RefSeq and is a predicted model, not a curated record. The transcript has a single exon. Bases 1 to 909 code for a protein of 302 amino acids. Gene Ontology annotation, molecular function: glycosyltransferase activity.
AUGGCCUUCUAUCAAUAUUUCUUUAAAACCCUUCAAUUACAAAAAGAAGAUGCGGUGAUUAUUGACCGUCCACUAGAUGUAAUAGAAGGAAUUUUACCUCAACUUGUGGAUCAAGUUCGCCUGUUUUCGGUCGUUCAUGCGGAACAUUACAAUGAAAGUCUUUCUAAAGGGAGUCACAUUCUUUGGAAUAAUAAUUAUGAGUAUAUCUUUGAGAACGCGGAUUCUUUUGAGGGAAUUAUUGUGGCAACCGAUCGUCAAAAUCAAAUUUUGAGCAGUCAGCUCAGAAAGAAAACAAUGAUUAAGACCAUUCCGGUUGGUUAUAUCAAUGAGAUUAGUCAAAAAAGAAGCUAUCGUCCUUAUAGCUUAAUUACGGCGAGCCGUCUGGCGACAGAAAAACAUCUUGAUCUUUUAAUCAAGGCGGUAGUAGACGCAAAAGAAAGUGUUCCUGAUUUAACCUUAGAUAUUUAUGGAGAGGGAGGCGAACGAAGUAAAUUAGAAGCCCUCAUUCAGAAAUAUGACGCGAGUCAUUUUAUCAAGCUUUGUGGGCAUAAGGACAUAAGCCAAGUCUAUCCAGACUAUAGUGGUUAUAUUUCAGCCUCUACCUCAGAAGGCUUUGGGCUCUCGCUCCUUGAAGCUUUAGGUGCAGGUCUUCCACUGAUUGGGGUAGAUGUGGAAUACGGAAAUCGUGAAUUUAUUGAAACGGGUGAGAACGGAAUUCGUUUUGAACGGACACCUUUAAAGGAUAUGCCUGAGCAACUUGAGAAAGCAAUCAUUAGCUUCUAUGAGCAACAGUUGGAUAAUAAAGGACGGAUGGUCUCUAAACAAAAAGCCAAAGCUUACCUCAAAGCUAAUGUUGCGAAACGUUGGCAAGAUUUAUUAGAAAAAAGGAAUGGACUUAAUGAAAAUUAA